This is a messenger RNA of Asparagus officinalis (garden asparagus), 2523 nucleotides long. RefSeq names its product protein EXECUTER 1, chloroplastic. The record is from RefSeq and is a predicted model, not a curated record. Gene Ontology annotation, biological process: response to singlet oxygen; singlet oxygen-mediated programmed cell death. NCBI's taxonomy places the organism in Eukaryota, Viridiplantae, Streptophyta, Magnoliopsida, Asparagales, Asparagaceae. The coding region runs from base 29 to 1864 and encodes 611 amino acids. The transcript is spliced from 12 exons. Gene Ontology annotation, cellular component: thylakoid membrane.
GAAGCGAUGGGACGAGGUGAUACAGGACAUGGUGUCGAGAGCGGUGAAGAGGUGGGAUGAUUAUGUGAAAACCUACAGGAGUUCUCAGUUGAUAGACUCCAAAGAUUUGGGAUCGGAGAAAGCUGUUGAGUCUAAAGAAGAGGAAGAAGGAGAGGCCGAAGGGGAUUGGGAUUGGGAGCGGUGGAAGCGGCAUUUUGCUGAGAUGGAGGAGCAAGAGAGGAUUGUUGCUGUGCUUAAGAUGCAACUGAGAGAAGCUGUUGCUAGAGAGGAUUAUGCUGAUGCUGUGAAGCUCAAGUUGGCAAUUUCUGGUGCAGAAAAAAAUGAUGCUGUGGGCAUUGCUUUAUCUGAUCUGCAUAGAGCUGUGGAGGAAGAACGUUAUAAAGAUGCAGCUUUUCUUCGAGACCAUGGUGGUGUGGGAUUGGUUGGGUGGUGGGCUGGCAUUUCAGAAAAUUCCAGUGAUCCUUAUGGUCGGAUUAUUCAUAUCAGUGCGGAGCAUGGGAAAUAUGUUGCAAAAAGUUACAGUUCCAGGCAGCUAAUCUCAGCUGGGCAAGGUUUCCCUCUAUUUGAAAUCUAUUUCACUAUAAAGGAUGGAGAAUACAAGAAACAGGCUGUCUAUUUGAAGAGGUGGAGCAGAAGUUCUGGAUCUCCAAAGAAAUCAAUGCAAAAGUCAGAAGCUAGCAACUUAAGCCAAUCAGACAGCUCGACUGAUGAACAAGAUAUAUAUACUGACGUUAUAAAAACCACUGAAGAGAAAGAUGAUGAUUCUGAUGUUGCUGACGGAUUAGCGGGUAUACAAAAUGUUCUACGAGACAUGAUUCCUGGUGUGAAAGUCAAAGUCUUAAAAGUUGUAUCACCAGGGAAGGUAGACAGAGAUCUGAUUGCUAAAGUUGUUGAACAAAUUAUGGAGGAUGGAGAUGAAAGCAGUGAUGAAGAGUUAGAAGGUACAGAAAUAGAAGAAGUUAAAGCAGAUAGUGAUAUUGAAAUUGAGGAGGUGGAAACAGAUGCUGAAGAUGUAGCUAGCGAUGAUACGGAAAACGAACACGAGAUCUCAGUGAAAUUUGUAAUUGGUACUCUCAUGCAAGAAAUGUCAUCAGACCUGCCUCCUAAAGACGUAGUUCGUGUGCCGGCUAAUCUAGAGAAAAGGGAUCGAUUGUCAUUUUCAUUUUCCAUAGAACAGGAUGAUAAGGAAACCAAUAUGAAAGGGAAGGUUCUGCAGAAAAGAGCUGCUGCACUUUCAGCACAACAGAGUUACAAUGUCAUGUCUGAUCUUGCAAAAGUCUUCCGUAGUAAAGAGAAGGUACCCAUGAGGGUACUGAAAGAUGUUGGAGAGUUGAUAAGUCUGACCAUGAAUCAGAACCAAAAUCAUCAAUUUUUGUCUGGAUCAACAAUCUUCAAUCGUAUUGAGAUACCAUCCACUUCAGAUCCCCUUAAUGGGCUGUAUGUGGGUGCUCAUGGAAUGUACACAUCUGAAAUCCUUCAUCUGAAACGCAAGUUUGGUCAGUGGAAAGAGGAUGAGGCAAAUACGAAGCACAUGGACCUGGAGUUCUAUGAGUAUGUAGAAGCCUGUAAGUUGACAGGGAGUGCAUCUGUUCCAGCUGGUCAGGUUGCUUUUCGUGCCAAAAUUGGCAAGCAAUAUCAGUUGCCGCAUAAGGGUAUUAUACCUGAGGAAUUUGGCGUGAUUGCUAGGUACAAGGGGCAAGGGAGGAUUGCUGAUCCUGGUUUCCGAAAUCCUCGUUGGGUUGAUGGGGAGCUUGUGAUUCUUGAUGGAAAGUACAUCAGAGGGGGUCCAGUUAUCGGAUUUGUUUAUUGGGCUCCUGAAUAUCAUUUCUUGAUAUUCUUCAACCGGUUGAGGCUUCCGGAGUAGAUAUCUUCUGGUCACAGAUAGUUGAACGAUGCAUUGAUUUCAUAGUUGAAGUACAGUUUCUGAUGUGCGCGCACACACUUAUAUGACUAAUACUGUCAUCCUGACGUUAUGGUUUCUGAGAUAGAUCAAUGAAGCACAGAAUCAGCUCAUCUUAAACUGCUGGCUUACCAGAGAGACCAUGGUUUGUGAUAUUUUGUGGUGGGGGAUUUGAAACUUAUUCAGCCCAUGUUUUGUAGUUCCAAGAAUCAAGUGCAUGUGGAGUUGUUCUUUAAACUCCAUGCAGUACGUCUAUUGUAUGGAAAGCUUGGUUUGAAUGCAUUUAUUGGAUCAGAUCGCUCUCAGUUUAUUUACAGUAACUGCACCGUACAAACUCAGAGGUUUCAGCGUUCCGCGUCAUGUACAGUAUCAGUGGACUUGCUGACUGCAGAAAGUUGUACAUUGAGCUGGAAGAGGAUGUUUUCAUGCUAGCUAUGAAGCUAAUCUAUAUAUAUAUAUAUAUUCUAAAUGGCUGAAUUCUGUAUAACGGGAGAUUGUAGUAAUAUAUGUAUCUAGAAUAGUUAUCAAUGGCUCACAGGUGUCCAAGUUUAUUAUUGUCAUCAAGGGUUUCAAGUGUACUCAUCUUAUUUUUCUGGAAUCCCGACUGUGCUUUAACUUUUAUA